Ictalurus punctatus (channel catfish) is the source of this 10823-nucleotide messenger RNA. It is a transcript of the gene cep170bb, whose product is annotated as centrosomal protein 170Bb. NCBI's taxonomy places the organism in Eukaryota, Metazoa, Chordata, Actinopteri, Siluriformes, Ictaluridae. The record is from RefSeq and is a predicted model, not a curated record. Gene Ontology annotation, molecular function: protein binding. The transcript has 19 exons. The coding region runs from base 122 to 5020 and encodes 1632 amino acids.
CACACACUCAGCACCGCGGCGCAACACAAACCGGACACACACAUCAAUGCAGCGGUGUGUGUGAGAGAGAGAGACUGCACGAGGAUUUUAGAAUGCUCAGUGGCUGGUGGGUGGAGUAAAGAUGAGUGUGACAUCAUGGUUUUUGGUGAGCAGCUCCGGCACUCGGCACCGGUUGCCGCGGGAGAUGAUCUUUGUGGGCCGUGAGGACUGUGAGCUCAUGCUGCAGUCCCGCAGUGUGGAUAAACAGCAUGCUGUCAUUAACUACGAUGCUGCUACAGAUGAGCACUUGGUGAAAGAUCUGGGCAGUUUAAACGGGACCUUCGUGAAUGACCUGAGGAUUCCUGAUCAGACGUAUAUCACACUCAAACUAUCUGACAUCGUUCGCUUCGGAUAUGAUAUCCUUCUGUCUAAACAUUCCCAUGUAUAUGUUCUGGAGCGGAGUCAACAUCGAGUACCGGAGGAGGCUCUGAAGCAUGAGAAAUACACCAGCCAGCUGCAGAUGGAUUUAAAAAUCUCUGAGCUGAAGAAGAAAGAACUGCAGGAUGAGAGGACGAAGACAGACAGGUCUGAUCGCAAGAGUGUCACAGAAGGCUCUGUGAGUCGUCCCACUCCUUUGUACGGUCAGCCCUCAUGGUGGGGAGAAGAAGAUUCAGGAAGUAAAGAUUUCAUUAACGAAGGACGUAAAACAGACGAGAGUCGAUCAGAAGUCCUGAAGGAAGAGGAAGUGAACAGCUCUCUUCAGGAAUUUCGUGAUGGCCAAAACAAGUCUACGUUCCUAUACCACCGAGAGCCAAGUUAUUUUGAAAUUCCCACCAAGGAGAUUCAAACACACUCCAAAUUUGCAGAAAUGGAGCUGAAUGACAUUCCCACUAAGGACACAGAUGUUUUACCAAAAUCCACUCCUCCUGUUUACCAGAGCCACGCCUCAUUCACCAUCGAGUUUGAUGAAUGUACGCCAGGAAAAAUGAAAAUCAAAGACCAUGUGACCAAAUUCUCCUCUCGUCAGCGCAGUAAACAGUUAAGCGCUAAGGUGACCAGUGCUGCACCCACUGAGGUCCAGUCUCCAGAGAGCAAGGUUGCUGAUUGGCUGGUUCAGAGUGAUGUUGGCAUGAUGUCAUCAAGACGGCCGACUAGCGAUGAUGUCUACAGCACCAAGAGUGACCUCGCGAUGCACAUCAGGACGCUCAAAGGUCACCAUCAUGAAGAUGGCACUCAAAGUGAUUCUGAAGAUCCUGUAAUAAAAGGAAAGAGGAGUAAAUCUCAUCACUUAGUCCAAUCGGAGGAAUCAAAUAUGCCAAAAAUACUGGAACCAUCUGAUUCUUACAAACCUCCAUCACCACCUAAAAGUAUUCAUGACUUCUCUAGUGUUCGUGAAGGAACUGGAGUAGAAGAACCUUCACCUUCAACUCAAAGCCAAAUGAAAUGUGGGCAUCAGGAACCUCUGAGUCAGCAGGCCUUUAUUAUUGAAUUUUUUGAUGAUAAUCCACGUAAGAAACGUUCCCAGUCUUUUACCCACAAUUCUGUGCAUGGUGACAAUUAUUCAGCUCUCAAAGCAAAACUAGAACGGCGUAAAGGAGGUGAAAGGCCUGCUUCUGUUCAUGGGAAUAUUCCUCCUACACAACAGAUCACAGUCCCUCUAAAGGGCUUAAGUCAUGGCAUUCAUCAAAGAUCGAGCUCACUAAAGAGGGAGAAAACGGAGGAUGCCGUGAGCAAGGGUGGCAUUUCCCCUUCGUCUUCGGGCACUUCCUGUUCCAUCACUUCCUCGUCCUCUCGCUCUUCCCCUGCAAUCAUCAUCAAACCUUUUGGCAGCAUUGGAAAGAAAUCUAAACUUGCUCAAGAAUUUGUUAACGAGUUUCUUAAUGAAUCCUCACCACCAAUGUCAGCACCACCAGUGAUGAUGUCACCAUCACACACCCAUCUUCCAUCUCCGGAGGACACACAUGUAUGUGCACCGUCCUCCAUGUCUUACCCGACCUCUCCAUCCCAAAUACACACACACCAUCUGCCCCAAACACUUCUUCCUGCUUCUUCUCCAAUUUCUGUCCCCUCUCCCCCUUCAUCUGUGGGUCCAGAUUCCAGCGUUUCAGCAUUACCUCAAUUUUCCACUAUAUUUGGUACUGAGGCAGAUUCUAAAGCCCUUAGAACACACCCUAAAGGCCCAGGGGCAAUUCGUACAGAGGAGGAGGACAGUUUGAGUGAUGCUGGAACUUACACUAUUGAGACUGAGUCUCAGGAUAAAGAAGUGGAAGAAGCUCGCAGUAUGAUUGAUCAGGUUUUUGGAGUACUGGAUGCUCCAGAAUACAGUGGUGUUUACAGACCAGUCAUCAAUGAGCAAGAUAUAUUAAACCAAAACCAAACUGAAAUCAUGCACACAUCAGCAGAAGAUCUUAAUGAUCUUAAUUCCAGCAUCAGUGGAGAUACAGAAAGCUUUCUACAGGCACAUUCUGACCUGAGUGCACCUAAGUGGGUGUCUCGGUGGGCGAGUUUAGCAGAUACUUGCAGUGACUCAGGAACUGCAAUGGCACCUUUAGGAAGUCCACCACAAGGAACCGUUUCACACAGAGAUGUAAAAGCAGUACUGAGUCAAACUGUGAAUCAUUCAGAAUCAGAGUGUACCCAGAGCUCCAAAACCAGACGUCUUCUUCCUCAAGUUCCUUCUGCAGGAGAGAAGCAGGAGAGUAAACCUCCCUGUAUUCUGAUCCGGACUGAACCAAGUGUAGAGUAUGAGCCACCUGAAAAAGUUUCUACUACAUCACAGCCAGAUUCCACUCAGAGGUUAAAGGUUCACGAAGAUGUGGAUCAGGAUAGCCUGAGUGACACCAGCCGUUCUGAUGAUAGCUCAAUCCUGGACAGGAGCUCAAAGAGUCAAGAGCAGUACAGAACGACAGCAUCAUUGUUAUCUGAAAACAUCCAGCCAAAAUCCACUUCUUUCUACAUUGGCUCUGAGGAGGGCUCCUACAAAUCAGAUGCUUCCCGGAGUCCGGUUUUUUCUCAAACUGAGCGAGCUCCUUCUCCCAAGAUGCCUCCAACUACUGUCCUGAUACGACACCUGAGUAGCCACGAAUCCAAGCGAGCUGUGAAGCCAAACUCAUCAGCACCGAAUCUCCAAACCCAUAACAAAGAUUCUGUUCCCACCAAAGAACCUUCAUCAUCCUCUUUCGUUCGCCAGGAGAGCUUCACCAAAGAUCGACCAAGUGACAACAUCCAGGUUAAAAGGUUGCCUCACAUCUCUAGUCAUCCCACUUUACGGGAUUUGGGCACCCUAGGAAGUGAACAAGAAGCUUUAUCAAAGGAAAAUAAACAAUCCACAUCUUCUCAAAGGCAGAUAAAAGGAUGUUCUCCUGAACAGGUUGAAGAUUCUCUUUCUGGUGAAUCAGAUGUGGAUACAGCUAGCACAGUGAGCUUAGUGAGCAGUAAAAAUGUGCCUAUUAGCACGGUUAAGAAGCGUACGUCAUCUACUGUACAUCGUAAGGAUAAAUCCUCUACGGGUUUGUCUUCUCAGGAGAAAACCAGACAACCAACAGCUCGUGAGCGACUUUCAGAAAAACGUCGCAAUCAUCCAAAUACGGAAAACAGCGCCGCUAAAUCUGAGCCUGCGCGUCGUCUCCAUUUACGCCGCAGCACUGGAAAUAGCGGCUCAUUAGAUUUUUCUGACAAUCAGCAGAUUCAUAGUCAAACUGAAACUGCAUCUUCUGAUCACGAAUCAACAUCACGACCUUCUAGUCGCAAGAAACUCUCAGUGUCUCUGCAAAACCAAGAUUCAAACAAAUCCAAUAAAGCGGCUCAUCAGGUUCUCACUCGGUCCAACAGUCUCUCGGCUCCCAGACCGACGCGGGCCUCCAUGCUGCGCCGCGCACGCCUUGGAGAAACAUCCGAUAAUGAAGGCAUGGAAACGGAUCGCACGUCUCAGGGGUCAGAACACACAAAAACCUCUGGAGACAGCAAAAAGCUCUCAAGAUUGGACAUUUUAGCUAUGCCACGUAAACGCACUGGAUCAUUCACCACCCCUAGUGAUAGCGAAUCACUGAACAAACAAACACACAUUCGUCCGUCUGAUGCUAACGCUAAUGGGCGGAGAAUGUCCGCAAGUGAAACAAAACCAACCAAUAAAAUUUCUCCAACAGCAGAGAAACAUUCGUCCAAUCACACACGCAACAAUCAGACUAAACACACGGGCACAAGCAGUUCUCAUCGGAGACAGAAAGGUUCAGAUUCCUCCACAUCAGAGGAAGAACGUGAUGUCAGCUCUAAAACUAAAUGCUCUCAGACUUCAACCUCCACACAGACACAAACUCCGCAGAGACUCGUUCCCACUUGUCUGGAAAUAGAGGAUGAUGAAGCACAAAACGAGCACUACCAGAACUGGACCAAUCAAAGUGCAGAGAUCGCCAGGCUGAGUCAGGACUUGGCCAAAGAUCUUGCUAUUCUCGCACGUGAAAUCCACGAUGUGGCCGGAGACGCUGACAUACACACACCUGCAGCGACGGGGUACAGCAGUCCACCAGGCUCCAUCCCACAUACACCUGCAUCCACUAUCUCCGCCCGAGAGGAGUUGGUGCAUCACAUUCCAGAUGCCAGUCUGAGUUAUCAAAAAGUUCCUGCAGGUUCCCCGAGUCCAGUGGAUCAGGACAGUGACGGAACCAAACGACGUCCUUGGAACAGAGAAGAGGUGAUUUUGGACAAUCUGAUGUUGAACCCAGUGUCUCAGCUCUCACAGGCCAUCAGAGAGAACACAGAGCAACUCACCCAGAAAAUGAAAUCUUUAUUCCACAAUACCACAGAUGUUUGGGAGGAUAUUGAAGCAAAAAUGAAUGCUGAAGAUGAAGUUCCUAUAAUUAAAACUUCCAACAAAGAAAUCUCGUCCAUCCUUCAGGAGCUGAGGAGAGUCCAGAGACAGCUGGAGGUGAUAAACUCAAUCGUGGAACCUGGAGGAGGUGUGAAGAUAACAGCACCACCUGCAGCAGGAAAAAAAAGGUCUACAUCUGCAAAUGCCAAACGAGGUGGUAAAUAUCCUGUGUGAGGAAUGUGAAGUCUGUUUUAGUCUAGUAAUAACUGCUGAAAAUGCCUUUAUGCUCUAUAGAUCUUUACUACGCUGAAAUAUAAUGCUGUAUUAAAUGUAAACCUGCUGCUUGCUUCGGAUAGAAGACAAACUGUGUGUGUUUGUGUGUGUGUGUGUGUGUGUGUGUGUGUGUGUGUGUGUGUGUGUGUGUGUUUCCAUAUUAGAUGUCAGCACAAGGGGAUGAGUGUGUGGCAGUACUAUAUCUGUUGACCUAAAUUCACUAAAUCCAAAAAUUCAUUGAGUUGGAUUUUUAUAGUUGAGGCAUUGUGUAUUUACCCACAAAGAAAAAAAGAUUUGUAAUGUAAACCUGUGUAAACCUGUAAAUGGGGCUAUUACUUGGUGGACUCGACAGAUUCGGAAACAGCGAAACAAACUGGCCAUAGUUCAGAUUUCUGCAGCAGAUUCUCUGUUACAGCCAAACACUUUAUAUAAAUUAUUUUUGUCACAGUUUAAAGUAGCUAAAACAUUUACAGACAUUUGUGUUCCGUAAUGUUAUACAGAUUUAUACAGUGCCUCCAGAAAAUAUUCAGCCCCUAGUGAUUAUUUCUCUUUUUGCUGUAUUGCAGCAUUAAAUGUGAAUAUGUUAGAAUGGGAUUUUUCUGCUCUUUUUGAAGUGACUGCUCACAGAAAUAAAAGUAAAUAUUUAGACGUCCCCAGGAUGAUGAGGUCUAAAACAACAUAAUUGAUGUGUUCAUCCCCUUUUAUUUUAGCAUCUAAAUUAGAACGAGUAUUUGUUUUUCAGAGUGCACAUUAAAUACGUUAAACAGGGUACACCUGUGUUCAUUUUAAAUCCACCUGCAUCAGAUUGUAUGCUUGCUCUCGCAGCUGAAAUGGCAGAUCAGAUCAGUUUUGCUGUCAUGAAGCUUGCCCAUGAAGAACUGCCCAUGAAGUUUUUAAAACCAUGGCAGUGCUUUGACUCUUCCUAGAUCUACUGUGAAAUUCAUUGUAAAAAGGGGAAAACAUAUGGAACAACACAGACUUUACCAAGAUCAGGCCAAACUGAGUGCUCAGGCAAGAAGUGCAAUUGACAGAGAACUGUCCAAGAGUCCAGCUACAACAGUGUUACAGAGCUGAAAUAGAAGAUCCUGGGCAGACCUCAAGAACAUCAUCAGCUCUUCACAGAUCCGGUCUCUGUGGGACUGUGGCCAAACGGAAGUCACUUGUGAGAAAGUCAGAAAACCUGAGAGCUUUUGGAAAAAGAUUUUGUGGUCUGAUGAGACUAAAGUGGAGGCAUUUGGUCUCAAGCUGAAUCAUAACAUUUGGCACAAACCAAAUACAUCCCAACACCCAUUUAACACCACUCCUGUGAUGAAGCAUGGUGGUGGUAUCAUCAAGCUCUAAUUUUGCUUUUGAGCAGGAGGAACUGGAAAGUUUGUUUUCAUCACAGGAAACAUGGAUGAAGCCAAAUAUGAGCAAAUUGUUGAACAGAACCUCUUCCAAUCUGCCAAAACCUGCAUUUAGGGCUAAAAUACAUGGUCCAAUAGGACAAUGACCCAAAUCUCAGGGCAAAAGAAUUUCUGAGGUAAAGAUACUUUUUAAAUAAUUCUGAGAACCUAUAAAUAUGUUUUAUUUUAUGAUGUCGCAAUACAGCAAAAAGAGAAGUCAUAACUAGAGGGGUGAAUAAUUUCUGGAUGCACUGUAUAACUCCCCUCCCCAUGUAAAAUUAUAAUAUAUAAUAAAUGUGUGGUGCAGUGCAUUCUGGGUAUGUUGUCAAAUUGGCCAACAGAUGAAGGGGGAGUGGACGAGGGGCGUGCUAAAACCAGGACUGGAACACAGACAGUGAUGUUAUUUGGUGUUUUAGGUUUUAGGUUAAUCGUUCCUAGGAAUCUGCAUUAUAACUGUGCUAUGCAUUAACAUACACACACGCGCAGACACACGCACACACACGCACACACACACACACACACACUCACACACACACACACACACACACACACACACAGAGAGAGAGAGAGAGAGAGAGAGAGAGAGAGAGAGAGAGAGAUAACUGUGUAUAAGUAUAUAUUACAUUUCCUGGUGCAUGAUGUAAAUGAUAUGAAUGUGACUCAAUGCUAAUGAGAAUGUGGCUAAAGCUAAACAGCACUAAGCAGCUCAAUGCAACAGAAAUAUAAUAAUGUGAGUUGAAAUAUAAUAAAAUUACAGUAUUUAUGAAGGUUUGCUUCAAAAAUACUGUACAAGAACAAAAAACAGUGACAGCAGCAUCCAGAAGUUUCAUCAGUGAAGGAACAUUUGCACCUUUUACUCGCAGAUCCACAAUUUACAGAGAUUCAUUAUUUAACUUAAUGAGCUUCUUUAAACACUAAUAUUCUAAUAUUAAUAUUCUGCCUUAGACUCCGCCCCCUUUAACACUCGUGUCACUCAUUAGGAACCUUUUUAUUAUUUUUACCCCAAUUUAUGUCUCGUGAGGAUUUAAUACUGAAAUUGUACACCUUGGUAUUUGGAACUCGAAAACUAAGUGCUACUCGGACAUUAUGUGAGUCGGAGUGGGGGCGGAGUUUGUUUAACCCAGACGCGUGCCUCAGUUGCGUGGGAUUCUGACCUUGAACUCAAGCACAUCGGCUCAAAUAUUAAGUGCAGCUGUCUGACAGUUUAAUGUAAACGCAAUAUGUCACAUUGAAAUGUAUGUUUUUUCUGUAAAUCCACUUAAAAAAAAAUUUCCCGUGAUCUCGACUUAAUUUUCCUGUGCACUGGACAUCCAUAUUUUGAAUGGGUUUUUUGGUUAAUGACUGAAAUAAGGUCUGUGGUUAACACAAGCUCAAGAUAUGUUCACGUUUUAUACUACAUCAAAAAAUACAUCAGUAAUACCCCACUCAGAAUAAAAAAAAGCUUUUACGUGUCUUGAAAAAGACGGUUUCUAACAAGUGGCUAACUUUUACUACGGAGGUUGUCGGGGACAUUAAACGUCAUCAUGCUGAACAGGAAGUCUCAUCUACUACAGCCUUGCUGUGUUUAUACUAACACUUGUGCAAACUAUUUCAACUCAAACUUCCCAAUUUGUAGAUUUAUCAGUUUAUAGUAUUUCCCAGUUGUAUUGUUUUUUUUAAAUAAAGACUGAAAGAGUUGUAGUGGUGUAGUGGUGGUGACGUUGAAGUCAUACGACCGUGGUGUAGUUCGUUUAUAGUCUAACAUUAGCUUUUUACUUCUGGUGAGUGUAUAGGCGUCAAAAUCUUAUGAAUCUUAUCGUAAUGAACAAGACAUGUAAGAAUCAUAAACUUUUGUCGGUCACAGAGUUUAUUUUCUGAAAUAAUUCAAAAGCCAAUGGAAAAACCUUACUAGCUUUGUGUGAAAGUAACCAGGGUGAUGCUAACUUCUGGGGUGGUCUACAAAAAUACAUAAUUCCUGCAGGACUGACGAUUUCCACAUUAGUGUCUGACACUUGAGAAGGGACACACACCCCUCUCUCUCUUUUAAUGCUGAGAUAUCUCUACAGCGGGCAGUUAUUACAUUUGUGAUGGAGAAGAUGCCAAUGUGCAUGAAACACCAGUCCUAUUCACAAAGGGCCAGAUUCUCUCAGGAUAAAAUUACAUCGUGAGAAAACAGCUUUCAUGCAUGGCCGCUUAGGGCUUCCGUACAUUUGAGGAGAAUAUUACAUACAUAAAUAUAACACUAUUCAUUAAUGAAUAAUAUUCUCACUUUAAAAGUCUACAAAAAUCUUUUUUAAUCAGAGAUCUCAGACAUUGUUUAUAUAGAUAAAAUUAUGAAUGAACUUAAAGGUUCUCUGUAAGUGUUGCAUGAGCACUUGGUCAGCUUUUCCUUCAAAGCAUGAGCCUCCUUUACAGGAGAGCAUAUCGACACGUUCAAAUUUCAUGACCUCAAUUUAUUAAAAAUAUCAUAAAAUACAUAUUAUUUUUGCCUGUCAAGUAACUGAUGUUUCAUCUCUAUUGAAAAACCCUGCUUCUGUCUACUUCGGAGGUGUGAAUUACAUGCAGGUGGUUUUAAUAAUCUGGAUGUGAAGCUCAGAAAAUUCACUUAAGCAGCUGCGUAACCCGACUCUGAAUACCAGCAACUUUCCCCGUGAUGUAACUUUUGGGCUUACUCCGAAUACCGUCCUCUGAUUGGUACACAGUGAUCAUGUGACAAAACGGUGAGAAUAUUUAAUAACUGAAGAAUUUGACCAACUCUUGGUAUUAAAUUUAGACUUUUGGUUGACUGUGUGUGUGUGUGUGUGUGUGUGUGUGUGUGUGUGAGAGAGAGAGAGAGAGAGAGAGAGAGAGAGAGAGACCGACCGAGACCUACUCACUGCAAACAACAUAGCUCACAUUCUUUUACUGAACAGUUAACAGAUAAUUUAAUUCAUAUUAUUUCUCACAGAUCUAAUAAAUUAGUUUGUUUAAAUGUUUAUUCUAAUCAAGAUAGAUUCAGAUGAUUCAGUUUCUUGUUCUAUUCAUAAAAAACAUAAAUGACAUCUGAAUAAUCAUCUCAAGCUGAUUCUGGUUUUAUGUUUAUAUUUAAGGUAGGAGCACUGAGUGAAAACUGAAUCAGAUUCUGAUUGAGACAUUAAAUCAGAUGAUUCAGAAUUUGGCUCUCAUUAAGAUUCAGAUCUAAUUUCAUGAAGAGCAGCAGUACUGAAUGAAUGUAGACAAACAAAGUUUUGGUUAAAAUUAUUUACUAAAUUAAAAGUUGUAGUAGAACAUGUGUAAGAAAGUGAUUAUUGAUCAUUAUUCAGAAGUGAGAAUAUUUGUGAGAAUUUUUUUUGUUGUUGUUGAUUGCAAAAUAUUCCUAAAUCCAACUUAAAUCCAGUGUUUAGCACUAUUUAUAAUCAGAUAAAUAUUAAAAUAUUGUUUUUCUGUUGCAUAUUUAAAGUAGCCAAAAGGAAUGUCUGAAUCUCUACCAGGAAAAGAGACAAAUGUUGAUAUUUCAUCAGAAAAUUCUGGAAAAAUGUUAAAUGAAUUAAAAUUUUAAAAAAUGAAUUUCAUAAUUUCAGUGAGCAAUGUUUAGACUUGUAAUGAUUGUUGUUAACUUUGCACCGAGUGUGUAGACAGACGUGUGUAUUAUCCUGUGAACAUUAUGUGUAGCAUUAUUUAACAGUGUCCAUGAACAGCAAUGUUUUUAUUUUUAUUUAUAAAUUAGUACAGCAGCUGAAACACCACAUUCUGUGCAGAACAAAUGUCUUUUUAUCAGUUUAAUUGUUUUUUUAUAUUGAGUAGAUUUUUUUAAAUAACUUAUUUUAUCAUUAUCUUUAUUUAUUUAUUUGUGUGUGUGUGCGCGAAUGUUUUUUGUUCAGAUCUGAGUAUUAAAGAUGUGUAUCUGUAACUUUAUAAUGUUAAUGUUCUGUAUAAACGUUCUCUAUAAAGUGUUUGAGCUGCUCUUACACGCUCUCUCUCUCUUUUACACACACACACACACACACACACACACACACACACACAGUCUCCUGUGAAAGUAUUGGAACGACAAGGCCAGUUCUAUUGUUUUCGCUACACACUGACAAUCAGAAGAUGAAUAUGAGACGAUGGAUCAGAAUUUCAUCUCGAUGUGUUAAACAAAUUAGAACAUGACACCUUCGGUUUGAACACACCCAUUUUUCAAUAGAUCAAAACUAUUGGAUUUUUUUCAUGUAUUGGAAUACUUGACCUCAAAACCUUCCAAUCAGUCGUCCAACAUCUUAAGCACUGAGCUAGCACGGAUCCCACCAUGCUGUCAUUCGAGUACUUUCAGAGGGGACUGUAUGUACACACACACUGCACUGCUGGUUUUAUGUUACUGGUGUGUUUUUAUUCACUGUUUGGACUGUAAAAUUUUCAUUACAUUUACAAUAAAUCAA